This is a messenger RNA of Harpia harpyja (harpy eagle), 3098 nucleotides long. It is a transcript of the gene BCAR3, whose product is annotated as BCAR3 adaptor protein, NSP family member. Gene Ontology annotation, molecular function: phosphotyrosine residue binding; guanyl-nucleotide exchange factor activity. The record is from RefSeq and is a predicted model, not a curated record. NCBI's taxonomy places the organism in Eukaryota, Metazoa, Chordata, Aves, Accipitriformes, Accipitridae. Gene Ontology annotation, biological process: positive regulation of peptidyl-serine phosphorylation; small GTPase-mediated signal transduction. The coding region runs from base 142 to 2844 and encodes 900 amino acids. The transcript is spliced from 15 exons.
CCCCGUUCUCCGUCCGGCACGCCGGAAGGCGGCCCCAGAGAGCCUUGCUGACGGGAGCAGGCAGCCGGGAAGCGCCAGGUCGGUCCACCGCAUUGCUCCGGCGGUGAGGGUCAAAGGCAUUGUGAAGUGAGGUAAUAGAUAAUGAAGUAUCUACCCAUUUCUAAUUGGCUGACCCAGCUUGGUCUUGCAGAAUAUUGCGCACACUUUGAACAAUAUGAUGGCAUAGAGGACUUACUCCAUCUUACAGAAGUUGAUCUUAGAAAAAUGGGAAUUGAAAAUCAAGUCCACCGAACACGCAUCAUUUACAAUAUCCUGCUGCUUCAGGAGGCAGAAAAAAAGAGAGAACCAAAAAUGAUAGCUGCAGGAAAAUUUUCAAGUCUUCCAAGAAAUGGCCCAGUGAACCACCAGUUCUCAUUAGCUUCUUCCAUGGACCUUUUGACCACUAAACCUUCGCCAACUGAGCAUCGCUCAGACUCCUUUCAAGACAUCUCUAUCCAUGGCACUCUCCCCAGGAAGAAGAAGGGGACAAUUCCCACUAGGUCUUGUGAUAUGUUUAGCCACAUGGGAACAUUGACAUACACCAGAACACAGCGGCAGCAGCCACCUUUUGUACAGGAUGUUAUAGAAGAGUAUCCUCUGCAAAAUGGGAAGAGCAACAAACUUCAUGCCAGAGAUCAGAAUAUUCUGGAUCCUACUUUGGAAUAUGUUAAGUUUUCUAGGGAGAGGCAAGUUAUGGACAACAGCCCAGAAAAACUGAAGAAGGAGUUAGAGGAAGAACUGCAGCUAAGCAGUGAAGACUUGCGUAGCCACGCCUGGUACCACGGACGUAUUCCUCGGCAGGUGGCAGAAGGCCUAGUUCAGAGAGAUGGAGAUUUUCUGAUCAGGGAUUCUCUCUCCAGUCCUGGGAACUUUGUUCUUACCUGUCAGUGGAAAAAUACCUCUCAGCAUUUUAAAAUCAACAGAACAGUUCUAAGACUCAAUGAAGCCUACUGCCGUGUUCAGUAUCAGUUUGAACUUGAAAGUUUCGACAGUAUCCCCGGCUUAGUUAGAUACUAUGUUGGGAAUCGCACACCAAUAUCAAAGCAGAGUGGAGCAAUUAUUUUUCAGCCUAUCAACAGGACUGUGCCUCUCAGGUGUCUAGAAGAAAAGUAUGGUGUAACUCCAGUCCGACAAAAAGAGCCAAAUAUCCCUGAAGGAAAAACAGAAACUGCAAAAAGGCUGAGUCUUGGUAUAUCCAGCAUGCAAUCCCCGGAGCAGAGCAUACCCAGAGGAAAUCUUCUGAGAAACAAAGAAAAAAGUGGUAGCCAGCCAGCUAGUUUGGAUCACGUUCUGGAGAAAAGAUUCCCUUUAAAGGCUCAUCAGUCAGAGAGCUAUCUGCUAAUAGGCUCAAGACAACCAUCUCGAUUACCUGAAGCAGAUGCAGACUCCUGUCCAAGCUCUCCUGCAUUUAGAACAGGCAGUGAACCUUCUCUAAGGCCCACAGUUGUUCAGAGAGUCACCUCUGAGUCACAAGUAGGGGAAGCUCUUAGAGGAUCAGACAGUCAGCUCUGCCCGAAGCCUCCACCUAAACCCAGCAAAGCACCGCUGAUGAAGCCCCCAGAUUCUCCUUUGGCUUCCCACAGUUCAGAAGGACACUAUUGUGAACUAAGCCCUGCCAGAGAUCCUGCAGCAACAAAACAACAUUUAUGUCAGAAAAACAGCUAUGUGGAACAACUGACACGAAAGGAGAGGGGAACACACUCAUUCAGGAACUCUGUAACAAACUAUUUGAUCCUGGAAGAUGACCCUACAAUGAACUCUGCAGAUCCUUCAGAAGCUUCAGCUGGGAUGGCUGAAGAAGACGGCAUCUUUUCUGCACCUGUUUUUGAGACAGUGUCUAGUUUUAAACCGAAUGAUUUUGAAUCCAAACUACUUCCUGCUGAAAACAAGCCAUUGGAAACAUCAAUGUUAAGAAGAGUUAAGGAGCUUUUCACCAACAACAAUCCAAAGGUUAUUGCACAGCAUAUUCUUAGAAUGGACUGCAAGGUGGCAAGGAUACUAGAAGUUUCUGAAGAGAUGAGGAAGAUUAUGGGAGUGAAUUCUGGUCUUGAACUGAUUACCUUGCCUUAUGGACAUCAACUGCGCCUUGACCUAAUUGAAAGGCACAAUACCAUGGCAAUAGGAAUAGCUGUGGAUAUUUUGGGUUGCACAGGAAAUCUGGAAGAUAGAGCAGCAACAUUAAAUAGGAUCAUCCAAGUUGCAGUGGAGCUGAAGGACUCGCUGGGGGAUUUGUAUGCAUUUUCUGCCAUUAUGAAAGCACUGGAAAUGCCACAGAUCACUAGGUUAGAACAAACCUGGACCUCUCUAAGACAUCAUUAUACCCAGACUGCCAUUAUGUAUGAAAAACAGCUGAAGCCAUUUAGCAAAGCUUUGCAUGAAGGACAAGAGGAGUGGAAUAAGACUGUCAGUGCUCCACAGAACAAAGUAACAGUGCCACUGCUGAUGCCUCUCAUUACCUUGAUGGAGCGACAAGCUGUCGUUUUUGAAGGCAUGGACCUGUGGGAAAGCAGUGACCAAAGCUGCGAAAUAAUGCUCAAGCACUUGGCCACAGCUCGUCAGAUAGCACAGAAUGCAGAAAUGUACAGCUUGACUGCAGAACAGAUGCUGGAAGGCUUCCAGCCCGAUGAAGAGAUGAGUGAAAUCUUCAAGACAGAAUUUCAAAUGAGAUUGCUCUGGGGCAGCAAAGGAGCACAAGUUAAUCAAAACGAAAGAUACGAGAAAUUCAGCCAGAUUUUAACUGCACUUUCCCGAAAACUGGAACCUCCUCCAGUGAAGCAGGUUGCAGAAAUGAUCCUUUAUCUGUGACCACAACAGAAGGCUCAAGUAUCACUGUACCUUUGAAAGUAGAAAAUUAAUUGUGUAUGUGUUGGGACAUCUUCCUUUUUAAGACAGCAUCUGUAGUACUUUUUGGCUUUUGCUGGAGCCUGCACAACAGCUAUGCUGCCAGGAAUGAAUGAUGAAAUUGCAAGAACAAACAAUCCAGAUAAUUAAAAUGCUUUCAGAUAUGAGUAAAUGUGGGUGUAUGUAUAUAUUAAACUUGCUUCAUUUACUGAGGUGAA